Messenger RNA from Linum tenue, 3871 nucleotides. The record is from the annotation of a GenBank genome assembly. NCBI's taxonomy places the organism in Eukaryota, Viridiplantae, Streptophyta, Magnoliopsida, Malpighiales, Linaceae.
GCAAAAACCUUUAUCGUCGCUUUCACUGUGGGCUUCAGCUACUCCCUCCACCGAAAGCGGUAAUCAAUCUGGAAACCGCAAUGGCGUCAACGUUUCGAUAUUGAAGCGGUAGGGAGAAAACUGAAUCUCUCACUUAUUGGACUGGCCCUAUUUCUUAAUGGGUCAUGGACAAAUCUGGUCCAGAACCGCCAUUCUGGCUAAUGAGGAGUUAAAGCUUGAAAGGUACAUGGAUCCCCAACAACAAGGGUUCACCCUACUCAAGCCGCCUACUUACACCAAGGUGAAAGGCAUUUGUGGCAGCUACCCUUUUUUUGCGAAAAUGAUUAUGCAUUCGUCUUCAUGUGAUGAGAUUUUGAUUUCUUCGAACAUUUUGGGUGAUUAAAUUAGGAGGAAAAGGCAGGAGCAACUGUUCUGUUUGAGGAGAUGAAGAAAGCAAGCAACAAUGUUGGGGUUGUGGUGAACCCAGUUCGUCUUAAUACCCUUACUGAGUUUGGGACUCCUGAAUUUGUUGCUGACAAGCUUAUACAAGGGGAAAAGCGCAAGGUAAAUGUGGAAUCUGGCAUUGUGUUUGUUUACAGGGUUGGUGUCUUGACAGAGUCCAUGGAUGUCAGUUGAAGUUUGUUAUUUUGCAUUGCGUAUCUUGUACAUUGCUUAAUUACUUGAGCUUUGGCCUAUUGCAGUUGAAACUAACUAGUCUCUUAGGCAAUGCUGCUCUGGUUUAGCUUCAGCUUUCCCUAUCUCAUGGAUCCCAUAGUUGUAGGUAAAUGUUGUCACAUCGAGAAUGAGGGUUAGUGUUCUGAAAUAUUGGGCAUAGAAUCAUGGAGUUCUGACGGUAAAUAGGGGAAAUGUUGGUACUUGCUAGCUGUUGCAUUGUCAGGUGUAUGAAGUUGAACAAAUCUAACAUGAUGUACAUGAGAGUACAAAGGAGGCAGAGGUGAUUUGGGCGAGGGAACGAUCUGGGCGUGGAGGCCUACAGUAUGUGAAUUUGAGUAUAAAGUUGACAGCACUAGAGGAGGGAUUAAGAGGAUCUUUCUGGCUUCAUUCGUGUCCUAUAAGAAGCUUUACCUCUUAAAUUUUGUACAUUCCGAAAACCCAGAGAACCCAAUUGAUGGUGAGCAGUUCGAGAGGAGGGAUUAAGAGGAUUCUUCAUUCAUUUAGCAUAGCAGCACCUGUGACAUAACUCAGUACUUUUCAUCAUUGAAACAAAAUCUUUUAGUUAUGCAUUCUUUGGGUUCAAUCUUGGCAUUCACAGUGAGAUAGGUUUAUUUUUUACUACUAACGAAUUUGUGAAUUCAACUUACAGAAAGGAGUUCAAGUGACUUGUUUUUCCCCUUGCUCUGAAGAAGUAAGUUUAUACUAUUAGAAUUUGGGCUUUGGGAACACAGGAAGUGAGGAAUAACCAGAAGGUUCCCUGUUACGAACUGUGUUAUCCUCAAAACCUCCUCUUGCUAGACUGAGGCUUGCAGUUACAUGGCUGAAUGUGCAAGGAAACGGUAAUGGCUUUCCAAGAUGUGUUGAUGAGGAUGCCAGAGGACUGUUCUUCUCUUUUUAAUUUUUCCAGAUGAAAAGAUGUCAAAGGGGCUUCUUACUGUUCCAAAUAGACCCUCCUACAGCUAUAUAUAAACGUUGGUUUAUAAAAAAUACGCAAGAAAAGCACUUCUGAGUUGUUUAAGGGCCACAUUGCAGUUGCAGACGCUGCUAGUAUCUGUUUCAUUUCCCAUGUUACCAACUCCCAAGUGUCUUGAAUGAAGCCCAAGUCAACCCUCAUCCUGAAAUUCAGAAGAGGUACAGUAAUGUUUCUCAAGUUUCUUUUAUUUGUAUUUUAUUUCAGAAUGCGUGAGAAAAUGUCCAGAACACGCACCUAUUUGCUGCUGUAUAGGCAGAGGUGGGAAUCCCCACAAAGAAAAUUCAAACCAUCUGCCGCAGCCAUUGACUUUUACAAGUUUGGACUACAUCUAUAAAUAUUUACUCAGUCAACCUCCCAUCACUUUUUGGAUCGUUAAAUAGAAACCCGGAUCAUAAUACAUGCUUUAGAGCCUGCUCUUCUUCCACUGGAUAUGAUUCCGCGUUGAUGCAUAUCCUUAUACACCAAUAACGUUGCCAAUCCCAUUGAGCAAAAGCAAGCUCCAGGGCUCAUGGAGAUUGAAGAAAUGGAUUCUGGUGAGAAGCGGCUCAACGAGCUGGGGUACAAACAAGAGCUAAGAAGACAAAUGACUUUGUUCAAAACUCUUGCCAUAUCAUUUUCAACCAUGACGCUCUUCACUGGGAUCACUCCCUUGUACGGUUCAAGCCUUUUGUAUGCAGGCCCUGCAACUCUGGUGUGGGGAUGGGUGGUCGUCUCAUUCUUCACCUGGUUUGUAGGCAUUGCCAUGGCUGAGAUUUGUUCAUCCUUUCCUACGACUGGUUCUCUUUAUUUCUGGGCUGCUCAUUUGGCUGGUCCAAGAUGGGGACCUUUUGCAUCCUGGUGCUGUGCUUGGCUCGAGACCAUAGGACUUGUUGCAGGCAUAGGUACUCAGGCAUACGCAGGGUCGCAAACGCUGCAGAGUAUCAUAUUAUUAUGCACAGGAACAAACAAAGGUGGAGGAUACUUUGCUCCUAAAUGGCUCUUCUUGUGCAUGUACGUGGGUCUCACUCUGAUAUGGGCUUUCCUCAACACUUUUGCCCUGGAAGUCAUUGCCUUUAUUGACAUCAUCUCCAUAUGGUGGCAGGUGAUUGGCGGAUUGGUAAUUGUUAUACUACUUCCACUGGUGGCAACAACCACACAGUCUGCUUCUUAUGUGUUUACGCAUUUUGAAGUGGGAUCAGAGUCAACUGGAAUAUCAAGCAAACCUUAUGCAGUCGUUCUGUCUUUCCUUGUUAGUCAGUACUCUCUGUACGGAUAUGAUGCAGCAGCCCAUCUAACUGAAGAAACCAAAGGCGCUGAUAAAAAUGGUCCAAUAGCAAUUCUGUCCAGCAUUGGUAUCAUAUCGGUAUUUGGAUGGGCUUAUAUCUUGGCUCUCACUUUCAGCAUCCAGGAUUUCAGUUACUUGUAUGAUCCGAGUAAUGAGACUGCAGGAGCAUUUGUACCGGCGCAAAUACUAUACGAUGCAUUCCAUGGGAGGUAUCAGAACUCUACAGGAGCAAUUGUGCUGUUGUUUGUGAUUUGGGGUUCAUUCUUCUUUGGUGGCCUCUCAAUAACUACUAGCGCAGCUAGAGUGGUGUAUGCUUUAUCAAGAGACCAAGGUAUCCCAUUCUCAUCCAUAUGGCGUAAAAUCCAUCCGAAGCACAAAGUUCCCUCCAACGCGGUGUGGCUCUGCGCAGCCAUCUGCAUUCUUCUCGGGCUCCCAAUACUGAAAGUGAAUGUUGUCUUCACGGCCAUAACUUCUAUAUGCACGAUCGGGUGGGUUGGUGGAUAUGCAGUCCCAAUAUUUGCAAGAAUGGUGAUGGAUGAGAAGGACUUCAAAGCAGGGCCAUUCUACUUGGGGAAAGCUAGAAGGCCCAUCUGCUUUGUUGCCUUCACCUGGAUUUGCUAUACUUGCUGUGUGUUCCUGCUGCCUACUUUGUACCCAAUUUCUUGGGACACUUUCAACUAUGCACCAGUGGCACUAGGAAUUGGUCUAGGUUUAAUAAUGCUGUGGUGGGUGUUGGAUGCUAGGAAAUGGUUCAAAGGGCCUGUGAGGAAUAUUGAUCCCCCAAAUGGUAAGGUUUGAAUUUUUUACUGCAGCUCCAGCUUCAUGUUUCCUGUAUAUUAUACAAUUGACCCUAUAGGAGUGAUUUUCAUUUCUGUUCUCAUUGCUGCUCCAAGCAGUGUGCGUUUAUGCUUCUUCAAGUGACCUGAGCCAAGUAAUUAGAGAAACUCAAAAAGAGCAACUCUCUUCUGGCUAAAACACUA